Molecule: messenger RNA, 882 nt
Organism: Suillus paluster
Lineage: Eukaryota; Fungi; Basidiomycota; Agaricomycetes; Boletales; Suillaceae
Product: Spo11/DNA topoisomerase VI subunit A
Exons: 10
Coding region: 1-882 (293 amino acids)
Biological process (GO): meiotic DNA double-strand break formation; reciprocal meiotic recombination; meiotic DNA double-strand break processing
Cellular component (GO): nuclear chromosome
Molecular function (GO): ATP binding; DNA binding; DNA topoisomerase type II (double strand cut, ATP-hydrolyzing) activity
Source: RefSeq, a predicted model, not a curated record
AUGGAUUUCGCUCACCAAGCCCUGGUCGAUAACGUGCCACUAACAAAGCGAGACAUGUACUACAAGGACGUUCCCCUCUUCAAAGCUCAGGGGACUGUUGAUCGACUGGUCGAUGAUCUUGCCGUGACAUUGGGCCUAGAACGGGCCGACCUUAAAAUUCGUGCUGCAUCAAAGGGGCUUAUAUGCGGCACUGGGCUGACAAUGCACCUUCUCGAAGGCGAAACAAUUACUAUCAACGACUUAGAGGGAACUUUAAUACCUACCGCUGAAACCAUAGAGCGAUUCGAGCUGAAAGGUGAUAUUUCAUGGAUUCUCGUGGUCGAGAAAGAGGCCGUCUUCCAAACGCUGUGCCGUUUUCAGUUUGCAAGUCAUCGGUCACUCCCUGGUCCCGGGCUCAUAAUUACUGGCAAGGGAUAUCCUGACGUGGCUACUCGACAACUUGUGAAGACCUUGUCAGACAACCUCCCGGAGCACAUCCCAAUCAUUGCGCUUGUCGAUGGCGAUGCGUAUGGACUCGACAUUCUAUCCGUAUACAAGUACGGCAGCCGCAAUCUACGACACGAGAACAAAAAACUCGCAGCAAAACGAAUCGAAUGGCUUGGCAUCUGGGCAUCUGAAAUUGCAGACCUUGAAGUCGAUUUGGACGCACUGAUCCCGAUCACGCCACACGAUCAGAAGAAGGCAAGAUGGGCUUUAUUGCCCGCCAUGAGUCUUAACAACUUAAUCACUAAAUGUCCCCACAGGAAAGAGCUCACGCGGAUGCUUCACACACGAAGAAAGGCCGAAAUAGAGAUCCUGUCGAGCUCCUCAAGUCAAAGGUCUAAUUCUCUUAUACACUACUUGGCACAUAAAAUCUGUCACUUUAUCGAGAUGUCUGCUUGA